Penicillium egyptiacum is the source of this 300-nucleotide messenger RNA. Lineage: Eukaryota; Fungi; Ascomycota; Eurotiomycetes; Eurotiales; Aspergillaceae. The record is from the annotation of a GenBank genome assembly.
AUGCGUAUUGCUCAGCGUUUACUUAUGGCCACGCCGGCCUCGAUCGGCUCGAAGUCCAGCCUCAGCGAGGCUCUCGCUCUCCUCCCGCCGCUGCAGCUUUACCGACGCAUUCUACGCGUCCAUCGCAAACUCGAUCCCGAGAUGCGCGUCUUGGGCGAUUCUUAUGUGAAGAAUGAGUUCCGCGCGCAUCGGAGUGUGGAGAAUCCAUUGCAUAUUGUAUGUUUAUUCUCGUCUGGGUUGCUGUGGUCAUACCGAGUUGAAGAAGAGGGGAGACAUAGCGGAAGAGGAGGAGCUUGUUGA